AUGGUGAAUCAAGCAAGGCAAGACGUUCUUCAUAGUUGUAAAUGGGGUAGCUGCAAACAAAAGUUCAAUACUAAUAUAUCGUUAUGGAAACAUGUUGAACAACACGUUGAUAAUGCAAUUCCUCGUUUAACACAUAUGGUGAAUGAUGACGACGUAAAUCGUCCUCAUAUCAUUCAACCCGCUCAUAUAAAUACAAGUAGAAUCAAUCCUACCAUUAAUGUUAAUUUAAUGAGACCAGUUUUAAACUCACAAAGUACACAGCAAACGCGACCACCUCAAUUACAACAAAUUUCUCAAAUGUUAACACAAGUAAGUCCAACAAUAACCUAUAAUACUCUCGGUGUACCACAAUUAGUGAACACAUCACAAGGGAUUCAACCCUCUGCUGGGAUAUCACGCUCGAAUUAUUUACCUUUAACACCUCAAUUUCAACAAAUGGUUGGAGGUCGACCUGCUUUUCUGAUACAACCACAACAGCGACAAAGAAUUCAAUCGGCCGGUCAAUCGUCUGGCUUGCAACAGAUGAUCCCUUUAGGGAGCAUGCCUAAUCCUAUAACUAUUGAUGAUAGUAAUUUCGUUUUGGGUGUUGAUCCGCCUAUUGUUAAUCAUCAAAGAUUAGGUCGUCCUCCAGCUUCUGCAAUUAAUAAUUCCGUUAGAGCAACUCAAAUGCAAAAGAAAGUUGCUAAUAUAAAUAUGAAUUCAUUUUUAAGUCAAAAUACAAAGAAAUAA
Messenger RNA from Funneliformis geosporum, 729 nucleotides. NCBI's taxonomy places the organism in Eukaryota, Fungi, Glomeromycota, Glomeromycetes, Glomerales, Glomeraceae. The record is from the annotation of a GenBank genome assembly.